UGUCAAAACUAACAAACAGGCUGUGACUCGGUGGGGGAAGGGAAGCUGGCCAACGCCGACAACACUUCGCAAACAUUUUAAUAGUGCAAGACUAUAAAGCAAAGUCUUUUAAGUCAGCGACAUCGAUAUAUUAGUCGUCAGGAGUGCGGAGGAGAGGGAUAUGGCUCAGGAGACCAAUCAGACCCAAGUGCCUUUGCUCUGUUCUAACGGUUGUGGGUUUUACGGGAAUCCACGUAAUAACGGCAUGUGCUCUGUGUGCUAUAAAGACUCCUUACAGCGGCAGAACAACAGCGGCAGGUCCAGCGAUCCAGUGUCUUCCAGCAUUAGCAGUAAAGGAGAAUCUAUGACUGUACAAUCAACGUCACAGCAUGAACAAAACAGUCAGUGUUUCUCAACGCCAACACCAGCAGCAGCAGUUACACACAAAGACGGUGCUUCAGCAGCAGCUCAGUCAGACCUCAAAACACCAGAAGAAGUGUCAUGCAGUAAAUCGCCGAGAAACUUUCAGUCCACGGCAAGUAGCUCAUCAGCGGAGGAUUGCAUAUUGAGAGGAAAAAGGAAGCUAGAUGAAACUUGUCAACCCAUAGAUAGAGUAUCUGCCUCAGAUGUCUCAGAGCAAACCUCAGAUGUACCAGAGCAAUCCAGACCUAAGAAAAACCGCUGCUUCAGUUGCCGCAAGAAAGUCGGGCUCACUGGCUUCAACUGCCGGUGCGGACACUUGUUUUGCAGCAUCCACCGAUACUCGGAUGUUCACAACUGUAGCUUUGAUUACAAGGCUGAUGCGGCUGAGAAAAUAAGGAAGGAAAACCCACUUAUUGUCGGGGAGAAAAUCAAGAAGAUUUGAGCUAAAGAUUGCAAAGAUGUUUUUUUUACCCUCUUUUCCUUGAAACCUUGAAUUGUGCAUGCUACAAUGAAACAUAUACGCAAAUUUAUUUUGUCUCUUUGUUUCAUUUUUACCUCUCAAGUUUAUUUACUUACAAAAUACUGUGGUAUGUACACCGCUAAAUAUUUAUAUGAUUAGUAAUUUAAUUUGCAUUAAUAAAUGGUGUUUUUGAUUCGGGUGACUGUGCAUUUCUGGUGAUGAACAAAGCAUGCAUGUUAAAACCAUUGCCAGAGCAUAUUUGAUUUUUAUUUUAGUUUUUUUCCCAAUAACGAUUGUAAGCAAGAAAAUGACAUUUUUACUUAAUAUAAAAAAGAUGAGGCUUUAUCAAUUACUGUAUUUGCUUCUUCAAUGUUUAAAAAAUAUUAAGAAGUUUAAAAGUCAUUUCAAAUAUACAAAUUAUUAUGUUUGCGACCUCGGUCUCUGGUUUAAACAGGUUUUUUGCACUUCAUUACAGACUGUGAUUUACAUUUCUUCUAGUUCAUUUAUUAGAGUGAGUGAAAGUUGCGAGUGGUUUUAUUUAUGUUUGUGUAUUCACUGCGUUCAUGUUCAAUAAAGUUUUACACGUCACACUGUAAUAAGCGCUCUAACUA
Messenger RNA from Labeo rohita (rohu), 1473 nucleotides. It is a transcript of the gene zfand6, whose product is annotated as zinc finger, AN1-type domain 6. The record is from RefSeq and is a predicted model, not a curated record. The transcript is spliced from 7 exons. Bases 161 to 844 code for a protein of 227 amino acids. Gene Ontology annotation, molecular function: polyubiquitin modification-dependent protein binding; DNA binding; zinc ion binding. NCBI's taxonomy places the organism in Eukaryota, Metazoa, Chordata, Actinopteri, Cypriniformes, Cyprinidae. Gene Ontology annotation, biological process: protein targeting to peroxisome.